Molecule: messenger RNA, 453 nt
Organism: Leptinotarsa decemlineata (Colorado potato beetle)
Lineage: Eukaryota; Metazoa; Arthropoda; Insecta; Coleoptera; Chrysomelidae
Product: visual system homeobox 2-like
Source: RefSeq, a predicted model, not a curated record
GUUUGGUUUCAAAAUCGUCGCGCCAAAUGGCGGAAACGUGAAAAGGCAAUGGGAAGAGAAACGCUUCCCUAUAUGAACCCCGGAGACCAGCACCUGACAGAAUACGGCCUGCAUGUCCCACCAGUGAACCUCCAUUCGAUGUCCAAUGACCACUUCUGGCCCUCGAUGUCGUUUGCGCCUAUGUUCAACCCGUCUGUGGGAUUCCCCUGGGCUCCCAAGAACCACGCAGUUCCAAACUUCCACACCUUCUUGUCCCAAUACGUGUUGGCGGGGGGAGUUCCUCAUUUCAGCCUGCUGAACUCUGCUGUACCAGAAGAGAGAUCUUCAAGUUCUAGUCCGGAAACCCCCAGUCCUUCGCAGCUAUCUCCCGCUGCCUUGGAGGCCCUCAGGGCGAGGACGCAGGAGAUCCUCAUGCAGCCUGAAUCGCCCAAAAAGUUACAAGCAAAUUCGUAG